Messenger RNA from Sceloporus undulatus (fence lizard), 8998 nucleotides. RefSeq names its product FLVCR heme transporter 1 (gene FLVCR1). Gene Ontology annotation, molecular function: heme binding; heme transmembrane transporter activity. The coding region runs from base 571 to 2199 and encodes 542 amino acids. Gene Ontology annotation, biological process: heme export; mitochondrial transport; transmembrane transport. Lineage: Eukaryota; Metazoa; Chordata; Lepidosauria; Squamata; Phrynosomatidae. The transcript is spliced from 10 exons. The record is from RefSeq and is a predicted model, not a curated record. Gene Ontology annotation, cellular component: mitochondrion; membrane.
UGGCAAGGAGUAGGGAAGCGCCAGGAGGCUUUGGGGGUUCUCCCUCUUGGAGAAGGAGGGGAGGGCAGGGCCCAGCGGCAAAAGGAGAGCAAGUGGGGCUGAGGGAGGGAGAGGCCUUGUGGGGCUUUGCAGGUGUCUGGGGUGGAAGGGGACAGGUGAGGUCCAGAGGACACCUGGGGAGGCCCAGGGUGACCUUAGUCAGGCUCUGGCGAGAGGAGGAGCGAGGGAAGGAAGGGGAACUUGUGACUCCGUGGUGGGUGUGGAUGUGUGUGUGAAUUUAGUGAUGCGUGUCUAAACUGGGGGGGGGGGGAAAUAAUCCUACAACAGUAUAGUGGGUGGAAGAAAGAGGAGGGAAAAGAGGAGGAGCAGUUCUCUCCUGUUGUGUGUGUGGAGUAACCUUGCCAUAGCCCUGCUCAGCCUUGAGGAAGGUAGUUGUGGAGAAAGAGGGAGCUGUGUGGAGGAGGGGUUCUAGGAAGGAGACUUCCAGUAGGUGGGGAUUGCUUGUCUCUAGUUUGGGAAGGGGUGGGAGGGGAAUGAGUAGAGGCUAGUUGGAAGGAGAGUGGCUCAAAGAUGGGUGGGGAGGGAGUUGAUAUGGGAGAGCCUGGGGAUGGUGGUGAAGAGGGUGGUGAGACUCUGAAGGUGGCAAUGGGAGCUCCCUUCCAGCAGAAUGGUUGCCUCCCAGGCAAAGAGACUGAGCACAUCAGUUGCUCCACGCCUUUGGUAGCCGAGAGCGAUGUGGAGGUUAGAAGUGGAGUCCCUUCGUUUCCUAAUCUUGAGGACCAUUCUGAGGUGGAAGAGAUGCUCUCCUCCUCUGCAUCAGGCGGGAAGCUGACCCCUCGGCUCUCCAAGCGUCGGCUGGUGGUGCUGGCUAUCUUCAGCUUGUACUCCCUGGUGAACGCCUUCCAGUGGAUCCAAUACAGUAUACUGACAAGUAUCUUUACACAGUACUACAAUGUUUCUAGUUCUCAAAUUGAUUGGCUCUCAGUGGCAUAUAUGGUGGCAUACAUUCCUCUGAUUUUUCCUGCCACAUGGCUGUUGGACAUUCGUGGCCUUCGCCUGACUGCUUUGCUGGGUUCUGGACUCAACUGUUUGGGUGCCUGGAUUAAGUGUACCAGCGUUCAGCGAAACUUAUAUCCAGUCACCUUGCUGGCUCAGAUCAUAUGUUCCAUCGCUCAGGUCUUUAUUUUGGGGCUGCCCUCCCGCAUUGCCUCUGUCUGGUUUGGGCCCAAAGAAGUUUCUACUGCCUGCGCUGUAGCUGUUCUGGGAAAUCAGCUAGGCACAGCAAUUGGCUUCUUAUUGCCACCAGUCUUAGUUCCAAACACAGCCAAUGACAUGGAUCUCAUGGGGUAUAACAUCCGAAAUAUGUUCUAUGGAACAGCAGCAGUAUCCACAUUCUUGUUUAUCCUAGUAGCACUUGUGUUUAAGGAAAAACCUAAGUAUCCUCCAAGUCAGUCCCAAGCAGUUCUCCUGGAUGUAUCUACAGAAGAUUACUCUUAUAAGCAAUCAAUUGUCAACCUGUUCAAAAAUGUUCCUUUUGUUCUUUUGCUGAUAAGUUAUGGAAUCAUGACUGGAGCUUUUUAUUCAGUCUCAACUCUACUAAACCAAAUGAUAGUAUUUCAUUAUGAGGGAGAAGAAGUGAAUGCAGGAAGGAUUGGCCUGACACUUGUGGUAGCUGGAAUGGUGGGCUCAAUUAUUUGUGGCUUAUGGCUGGAUCACACCAAAACAUACAAGCAGACAACAUUAAUUGUGUACAUCCUCUCAUUUGUCGGGAUGGUUGUAUUUACAUUCACCUUGGAUUGUGGACACCUUAUAGUUGUAUUUGUGACGGGUGGAGUGCUUGGCUUCUUUAUGACUGGUUACCUUCCCCUUGGUUUUGAAUAUGCUGUGGAAAUUACAUACCCAGAGUCUGAAGGCACCUCAUCGGGGCUUUUGAAUGCUUCAGCACAGAUAUUUGGGAUCCUCUUUACAUUGAUUCAAGGAAAGCUCACAACAGACUACAACCCCCGUGCAGGAAACAUUUUUCUCUUUGUGUGGAUGUUUAUAGGUAUCAUUUUAACAGCUUUAAUCAAAUCAGAUUUGCGGAGGCACAGUGUGAAUUCAGGGAUAAAUGUUGACAUUAAAUCUAUGUCAGUUGAUUCUCCUAUAGAAGAUGUACUCAAUAAAACUGCACCAAAAAGCCAGUCUGAAACAAACAUUUAAACAGAGGAAUGUUAAAGAUCUUCAGUUGUUGCAUUAUACCAAAUGAAAAUAGUUUGAUCGCAAGACCUAUAUGCCUGAAGGUAGAGCUAUGUGCUAUCAGUGAUAAUACCAUGCAAUUUGCUUAUGAAGUAAAAUGCCCAUACUCCAUUGGUGUCACAUUUUAGUAUUUCAGAGACUAUAUUGGCAGUUUUCAUCAUUUUUUAAAAUUUGCAUGGAUAAAGGAUUUCUAGGAAUCUGUGGACUUUCAAAAAUAUAUGAGAGCAAUUCAGUUUUAUGACACGUCACAGGUUCUGAUUAAAAUAGCACAGCGGUUCUCUUUUCCUCCUCAUAGCCCAAAGAUCUACCUCCUAGCUCUUUGGAGCAGGUUUUUUGGUGCAUGUGAAGGGUCCCACUGAAAGUGUGAAUUACCUCCUUCUCACACUGAUUCUGUUUUUUCUGUGAAAGCAGAUAUCCAGAAUUGAACACAGCCCGUGAAAUGUGUGCACUGAAUAGAUUGUCAUAAAUUAAGGGAGUGGUUUUUUUAACUUGGAUUUUUACUGUAAAUAUUUUAGAAAUAUUAAACUGCCUUUCUGGUGGGGAGGCAUUGCACAACAAACAGUAUAAGAAUUUCAAAUUUUUGAAUGUGUUAUACUGUAAAUUUUAUUUGCCAUUUCUGUUGGCUUUAAAAGGAUCAUGGUUUAUGAAAUUUCUCAAUAUGUGUGAAGGACCUGCAUAAAUAUAUAUUUUCUGGAAAUACUUUAUGGCCUGUUAUUUAAAAGAUAAAGGCUGUAUUGAUUUGUGAACAACAGAAUCUCUAGAUUCUCAUUUAUUCCGACUUCUUUUCCUUUGCAUUCUGAAAAUGCAGACAUACAUAUUUCUGUAGCUUGGGAAUGGCAACAAAGCAUUGCCAAAUCUUUCAAAUGCCCAUGUCCACAGCCGUUCUCCACUUGUUCAUGAAUGUGUGUUAGUGAACAGCACUGUCUUCUUUUAAUAGGCAUUAUCAAGUGAAUUGGCAAUUAAACAAAAAAUUACAAGAGCACACAGUGAGUCUCUGCUAUUUUACCUUGUCACAGAUAUGUGCAGGUUUACAAGAGUAUUGUGCCUUCUAGUGAAUCAUGUAACAGAAGAACAAGGACUCACUUCUAAGAUUUUAUGUACAUUCCCUUUUACAUUUAAGGGAAUAUACCAGUGUGUGUAUAUGUUCUGAUUGGUGGAAGUUUGUCAAUUCUUCUUAUGUGUCUGGAAAUAUUAACAGUGAUGUUCUUCCAUCAUGGUAUCCCUUUAGUUCAAUUUGCAUGGAAGUAAAUAAUGAUUAACAAUUUUUCCUACUUUUAAAAGAAAGCUUAAAGUGAAAGGUCUGUUGCUUUUCCUGAGCUUACUGAUGCUGCUAUUCUCAAUUCUCAAAUCUAUAGGGACAGUUUCUCUUCUAUUUGAUGGGGAAGAUAAAUUUUCUCCUGUGAAUUCUUCUGAUAUAAUAGUAUAAGUGCAUCUAUUCUGCAGCAUCACUAAGCUUAAGAAAAAAGAUAUGAUCCCCCGAAAAUAGACUCAUUAAGCCCAACUGUCUGAAAUGGGAGAAACCUUCAUUUUUAAAAUCAACUUACCUGGCUGGAUUGUAUUCCAUGUUGCUGAGAAAAUUUAGAACAUUUCUGAGACAAUACUUAUUAAAAUAGUGUGUCUGUGUUUACUGAACCUCUCUUAUGUAAGCAGUCUUGUACUCAUACUCUGACUUCUCAGCCUUUCCAGUGGGGCAUGUAAUCUUUUGCUAAGCACAAUUGCCUCCUUUCUCCAUGACCUCAGUGAUAUAGAGAUACUAUUUUUGCCUUGUCCUGUUAUUGUUACACUUGACAUGAACAUCACUUUAGUAGCAAUCAGUAUAUUAACAAUAUGUAUAACUUACUAAAAUGCUACUAGUUUACUAAUCACUAGAACUAGUUACUAGUUCCUCAGUAUACUUCAGGGAUGAUCCCAUGUCAGAAUAUAGUAAGGCUGACAUUUAGACUACAGCACCUGUGUCUGUUAAGCAUUAAAUUCUGGGCUGUACAGAUUCUGAAGAACGGCUUAUCUGAGCACUGUUGUGUUUGAGUAGAAAAAACUGUGUAGGAAGAUAUUUACCCAUACCCUCAAAAACAUGCAAAUGGAAGAUACACAUGUUUACUCAAAGUAAGCUCUAGUGCUGUGACUAGAGCUCUAGAAGGUUCUAUAGAUGCUGUGCUGGUGUUGUAUAGUGAACCUGUGGUAAUGCACAUAACUUCCAGGUUAGGAAAAAAUUACCCUAAUAUAUGAGCAUAUUCAUAUUUUAAAUUUGUCUCCUGGCUUUUAUUUUUUAGGAGUAUGUGGUUAGCUUCAUUGAUCUGAGGCAUAGUCAGUGCUUAACAGUGCACUGUCUUCUUUUAAUAGGCAUUAUCAAAAUGAAGCUAUUUUCAUCCAUUGUCUGUUCUAUGUACAACUGGAUGACAAGCUAAAAAAAGGCCUCCCCCAAAUCUGGUUUUGCAAAGAUAGGUUCAAUAUUUUUCUGAACAUGAUUGCUCUUGAACACAGGAGGGACAGCUUGCAUCCACAAUGAUGUAGCAUUAAAAAGGCCGGUAUACUCCACACUUUUUCUUAGCUUUAGUAUGGACUUUAGGGCUAAAGAGAUGCUAGUUUCUUUCUUUGCAGCAUUCAGUUCAUAAUUUAGAAACCUUAAUCCUUUUAAGUCCCUUUUUUGUGUCUUUUGCUAAAGUACAAAGUUACUCUUUACAAAUUGCAAACUCGAAAUACAUUUGACAUGCCAGAGGGCCCACUGAGCUUUUGAAAACAAAGCAUUCAUGUAAUGAGGGCUUAAUUGCAGCUAAAAUGGAUUGAUCCUGAAGCAAGGCCAUGCACGCUCUUAACCUGAACUUGGCAAAUUGUUUUUCUGGUCAAAUCAAAUGUAAAAUAUGGGGGAAUGCUUGCAAGUUCAAAUUAAUGAAAUAUCUUAUUUUUUAAAUAAUAUAGGUUCAUGAUCAUUUUAUUGGUUGGCUAACGUAGCUUCCUCAAUAUGUGUUAAUUUGUAUGUGCUGAAUUGAGUUAGUUCAACAGAACAGGUUGUCCAAAUCUUCUUACUGAGGAUUAGGAACUGAUACAUUUUGUCAGUGGUGGAGACUCAUCUUUGUUCCCUACUUUAGUAGUAUCGAACUUUCUCAGGUUGACAAAUUAUCAUACAACUCAAUGUGGCCCUCAAUUUGGCUCCCCUCCCCAAAAAUGGCCACUUGUACCCCAGAAACCUCUAGAGGUGGUAAUUGGCAGUAUAGACAUCUGCUUUAGUGGGGAAACUACCAUUCAGUUUCUUCCUGUUUUGAAAAAGCCUCCAUGGAUCUAAAGGAGGAAGAAGAAUGACCUGGAAUGGUCACUUGUCCUCCCUGGAGGCACAGUCUGCCAUUCUAUCGUUGGGAAAGCUGCAGGUCAGCUUGCCCCAAAAUAGCAGGUGUGAGGGAGUGUAGUCUUGGGAGAAGAGUGGAAGCUGAUCCUGACUCUUAGAAGUUGCCUACUCAUAGUUUAAAUUGUGAGUGGGUUGAUAUGUUAUAUUCUCAAAAAGUGAACAUACAUAACUUUUAAUGGUUUUAAACUAUUGCAUAAUUUUAAAAUAUGCAAUGCCAUCCAUAUUAUGGAGCUUCAGUGAGCUGAAUGUUUCGCCUGUGUAACUUCAUUUGUGUGUUUUUGGACCAAUGUUGAUUGUUCUAAAUCAAUGGCCCCCAAACUGUGCCUGAUUUUGGACUUGGGCUCCCAGAAUCCCACACUAUUAGCCAACAUGGCUGAGGCUUCUGGGAACUGAAGUCCAAAAUCUCUUAAAGGGUACAGUUUGGGUACUGCUGCUCUACAUCAUCAAAACAAACAAACAAACCUUGAUACUGGUUCUAGUGCUCUUUGCAAAUGUUCACUAUUACAGUAUUUUCUCCCAAGUCAACCAAAUUUUCGAGCAAAUGUGUAAUGUGUUUGCAUAUCUGGUGAGACAGAACUGCCUUUGCAAAAGUCUGCCAUAGUACCUUCAAAUUUGGCAGUAUGUCUAGAAUUUAUGCAGCUCAGUAUUCUUUACAAUCUUGUAAGACAUGCUCAUGUUUAAAAAUUGUGUGUUCUGAAAUGCACAUUUUUCUCUAUUAUAAAAAUAUAAGUGUCUCCUCCAUUAAUGCCAACUUUUAUGCCAACCAUAAGAUGAGUAUUAUUGCAUUUUUCUUUGCUAACUCUCAGAAAGAAUAAAAAAGUUGAAGUCAUUUUAAAGGUAAAUAGUGGCACUGCUGAAUCCAGAAACCAGGUCCUCAAGACCUAUAGACCAAAGGUGAAAGGGGUGAGAAUGUCAUCCUCCAGAUGUUGCUAGAUUAUAAAUCCUAUCAUUCUUUAAUACUGUCUCUGCUGGUUUUUGGUGGUUGAAAUUUGCAGUCUGACAACUAGAGGACUGCAUAAUUCUAACCCUGGUGUAAACAAAUGUUUCAGCCUUGUAACUAGUCCGAGAAAGACUAUCUCUAUGGCCCAUUGAUUACUCAGCUUCAUUUUGAGACUGCUUGGCUCAUGCUAUGUUAUCUUGUUUGCCAUACCAAUGUUAUUGACCUGUGGUACAGAUGUCUUUCCAAAUGUUUAUGUAUCUGUCUACUUGAUCUCAAUAACUCUUUAGCAUUCUGACAGCAAAAUGGACCACCUAUCUGCCAGCUGUGCAACAUCAGAAAGACAGAUUUAACCAAAUCUGAACCUUAAGUUCUCACAACAUGUUUACCAGUGUAUUUAAUGGAGUCAGAUGUAAGUAAUACAAUCCUGGAGUGUCUUAAAAUAGUUGCCUCAAUUCAAGUUUGUAAACUCAGUGUCAGUUGUUGUAGCCAGCUAUCUAUGUCAUAAUUUUGACUUUCUGAAAGUAGAAAUGAUGAAAUUUUCUGUGCUCCUUGUGGGCCAUAUGGGUGUAAAUGGGAGAACACGAAUAUUGAAAUGACUGUAAACUGGGCAAACAAAAUGGAACCCUCCAAAUGUUAUACUGUAACACCAAGUAUCCAUCACCAUUGCAUAUGCUGACUAGGAGCCAAGGGAUGAUGGUCAUUGCAGUCUAACAAUUUUAGAGAGUUGAAUUUUGGCCACUCCUGAUAUGUACAAUACCUCUGUCAAUGGGUGCUGUGUGUCACCAAUUAUUCUAAGUUCAGUGACUUUUUAAAAAAGAGGGCCCAUAUUCUCACUGCUGCUGUCAUAUGUCUGCUGGACGUAUUUGCCACAAUCACUGUGAUAUUGUAAAAUUUGCUAUAAAAAGUUGAUUUUUUAAAAAAAUACUUUUUUGAUACUCUUUUUUUGUUAGCUAUCCAUAUUGCAUUCAAAAGUUUUGCUCAUUUUCUGUGUCAUUCAGCAGUAUCUGUCUGCUAUUUUCAAGGCAUAAAAAUGACCUGGGACCCAUGCAUACUAUACAAUUAUAGCACUAUCUUCCAUUUUAACUCUCAUGGCAACUUCCCAUGGAAUCUUGGGAUAUGCAGUUUAGUGGGAGCAUAUAAAAUUUUCAGAGAGUUCUAGUGCCUGACUGAAGCACAAGUUCCAGGAUUCCAUUGGAUUUUUUCCAUUACAGUAAACAGUUGCAUUAUGGUGCUAUAUUUGUAGUGUAAAAGGGCCCCUGGUUUCUGGAUGGUACCAAACAACACUAUGUACCAACUGUCCAUACCGUGGUCUCGUUUUCAGAUCUGUCAAGUCCUGUGCUAUAAAUAUUUCCAGAAAGACUAAAUACUAGACCAAACCAUUAAGGCUAGGGUCCCGCGUGAAGAUGUAACUAGUGCUUUGGAUUUGGUCUAUUUGUUGCAGAUUCUUUCUCUGUCUAUUUGCCAGUAUGGAUGUAGUUUUGGAGAAGUCUCAGUAUAAAAAGGGUCAAGUGGUAGUCCGCAGAGCUGUGGUGAGAACUGUAAGACUAUGAAAUACUUUCCCCACUGCAAGCGUUCCCACUGAUUAUUGUCACAAAAAAUAAAUACAGUCCCUCUUCCUAACUAACUUUUCAUCUAGUUAAUAAUGGAAUAUGGAAUAUUAUAUCUGUUUCGUAUGAAAGAUUAAUACAUGUUUAAUUAUAGUGUAAGAUAAAAGGAUUGACUGCCUCAAACAAUACCUAUACCGUGGCUGUCUUAAUGCAUGAGUAUGAUAUAAUCUGAUGUUUAGAAAUACAUCAAGGGUGCCAGCAAUUGACAAAUUUAAAGUCUAGUUCUUUGCCAGAAAACAGAAUAUAAAUUUUUACCUAUUUAGAUAUAAUAGUGGCAGAAAAGAAGGCUUUAAUAUCAGUCAGUAGCCUGCAUUUAGGACAGUCCUCCAAAGUUAAAUUUGCAUUUGUAAUAAUGAUCAAGUAAUGAAGAUUAGGGUUAUCCUGUAAUGGGGUCUUAGGCAGCAGUCCUUUAUAGCUAGGCCAGUGUCUGAGGGGCUAUAGGAAGGAGCAAAAAUGACUCUCUAAAGUUUUCAGUGGCGCUCCAACCUCAGAGCUUAGAUGCUUCUUUUCAACAAGUCUUUGGUUCUCAGCCAACCUCCUCUCCCUAUUAGAAUUCCAGCCUUCAAGCAAGGAGGAAAAGGCAUAUUGUGUUGGUGGGAGACUAUAUGAAACUGCUGAAACCACAGUCUUCUCAGGUUCCAGCUAUGCCCUCAAAAUAGAAUAGGUGGAAUGUAGUUUACCCCCCAAAUUUCGGGGGUGGGAGCAAAAUUAUAUUUAAAAACAAAAUAAAAAUAGUCCUGUGGAGGGACAGGGCUAUUAAUGAAUGGCUCCUUCAUUUAGUUAAUUUUUUACCUUAGUGGCAAAAGCUUGUAGGGCUUUUAGGGCCCAUACAGACAGGCCAAAAUAAAGCUGCUUCGGGUCACUUUGGAGGUAUGC